This is a messenger RNA of Fulvia fulva, 771 nucleotides long. Its product is annotated as Vacuolar protein sorting-associated protein 51. The transcript has a single exon. The record is from RefSeq and is a predicted model, not a curated record. NCBI's taxonomy places the organism in Eukaryota, Fungi, Ascomycota, Dothideomycetes, Mycosphaerellales, Mycosphaerellaceae. The coding region runs from base 1 to 771 and encodes 256 amino acids. Gene Ontology annotation, biological process: Golgi vesicle transport; retrograde transport, endosome to Golgi; lysosomal transport. Gene Ontology annotation, cellular component: EARP complex; membrane; GARP complex.
AUGUCAACAAUAGCGUCACCCCGAGCCUCGCCACGACCCUCCCUCUCCUUAUCCUCUCGUCGCGGCUCAGCCUCCACCGAUGUAACAGUGACCAGCGCUAGCAGCAAACUCGCACCGCCCGCCGUCGAACGCGGCUCACUCCGCCGCAACCGCACCGCCCUCCGCGACUACUACAACCUCCAAACCAACGCUUCCUCCACCUCGAUCGCCGAAAAUGCCACUCCCACCCUAGACCCUGACCAAGACUCCGAGCUUGACAAGCUCAACUUCUCCCCAGACGAAUAUGUUCAAUCCCUCCUCGCGCGCGAAGGCCUCGAGGGAGUUCUACGCGUUGAGGCGGGGUUAGUCAGUGACAUAAGGAGUCUUGAUGGCGAGAAGAAGGCUUUGGUGUAUGAUAAUUAUAGCAAGUUUAUCAAGGCUACGGAUACGAUUCGGGUUAUGAGGGAGAGGAUGGAUCCUAUGAUGCCGGGGACGGGGACGUUGGGGGCGGCGGUGGGGCACAUUGCGGAGACGGCUGCCGAGUUGCAGAAGGAGCUGAGGGAUGGGAGUGGGGGGAGUGGGGGAGGGAAGAGUGUGAAAAGGAUGUUGGUGAGGUGGGUUCUGAAUGCGCCGGAGAGGUUGGGGAAGAUGAGGGAGAGUGGAAGGGAGAAGGAGGCGAGGCUGGAGUGGGAGAAGGUCGAGGGAUGUUUGGAGAAAUGGAAGGGUGUGAAUGGGGUGGAAGAUGUUAGGAGAGCGUGCGAGGAGGUUAUGGGGCGAGAGGCCGCUGGUUGA